AUGUCGCUGAAAGUCCCCAAAGCCAACAACGUCCAGCUCUUCAAAGAUGGCUACAAGCACCGACAAGGCCUCGAAGACGCAGUUUUGCGCAACAUCGCCGAGAUAAGUCGAAAUAAACUUAUUAUCAACCAUCUUGGCCGGUUAUUCGUCACAUCGGACGCAGCUACGAUUAUUCGAGAAUUGGAGGUCGUCCAUCCUGCUGCAAAGUUGCUUGUGAUGGCAUCGCAGGCUCAGGAAGUCGAGAUGGGCGAUGCGACCAACCUCGUCUUCAUCCUCGCCGGUGAGCUGCUCAAGAAGGCGGAACAUCUCUUGAUCAUGGGUUUGCACCCCAGCGAAGUGAUCAAAGGCUACGAACUCGGUGCUCAAAAAGCCCAAGAAGAACUCGAAAAACUCACAAACUUCAGCCUCCCAUCUCCUUUGACCAAACCCUCGCUCGCAUCAGCACUGAGACCCGCCAUCGCAUCGAAACAGUAUGGAUCGGAGGAUGUCCUCGCUGAUCUCGUAGCAGAGGCUGCCCUCUCCAUCAUGCCCAACAACCCCAAAAACUUCAACGUCGACAACGUCAGGGUAGUCAAGAUCAUGGGUGGAAGUUUGCACUCGAGCAGGGUCGUGCAGGGUAUGGUCUUUGGCCGCGAACCAGAAGGCACCGUCAAAAAGAUCUCAGGAGGCAAAGUCGCAGUCUUCACCUGCCCCCUCGACGUCGCCCAAACCGAAACCAAGGGCACAGUCCUCCUCCGCAACGCCGACGAAAUGCUCAACUUCACCUCGGGCGAAGAAAAACACCUCGAAAUGAUCCUCAAAGAAAUCGCCGACUCUGGUGUAAAGGUGAUCGUAGCAGGCUCCACUGUCGGCGAACUCGCACUCCACUUCCUCAACCGCUUCGGCAUCGCCGUCCUCAAGGUCCUCUCCAAGUUCGAUCUGCGGAGGUUGUGCAGGGUGGUUAAUGCGACUCCCUUGGCGAGGGUGGGCGCCCCCACGCCGGAGGAAGCGGGCUAUGUGGAUGUCUUUGAGACGAUUGAGAUCGGUGGGGAUCGCGUGACGGUUGUGCGACAGCUCUCGCCCGGUGAGGAGGGGUAUAACCCCAACUCCCGCGGCGAGAAGACCAGGACGGCUACCAUCGUCCUCCGCGGCGCCACCGCGAACCGCUUGGACGACCUAGAGCGUGCCAUCGACGACGGCGUGAACGUGAUCAAGUCCCUCUUGAAGGACCCUCGUCUUGUCCCUGGUGCUGGUGCUACUGAGCUGGAGCUCGCGAAGAGGGUGGACACGUACGGCAGCACCCUCAAGGGUCUCUCGCAGCAUGGUGUGAAGAAGUUCGCGUCGGCGCUGGAGGUUGUGCCGCGUACGUUGGCGGAGAACGCGUUGGGCGGUGCUGAGGGCAACGAAGUCGUCAGCAGGCUGUGGGCCAAGCACGACCAGAAGGGCGGUGAGACCUGGGGUGUCGACGUCGAGUCCCCCCCCCCUUCCAUCCUCUUCUUGCGCAACGUUCCACAGGCUGAGACAGACGGAACCCUCAAAGCCGACGAGCACAAGAUCUACGACUCGCUAGCCGCCAAAUCGUGGGCAAUCAAACUCGCCACUGAAGCCGCCACCUCUGUGUUGAACGUCGACAGUCUCAUCAUGAGCCGACCCGCUGGUGGACCCAAGGUUCCUCAGCAGUCGGGUAACUGGGACGAAGAUGAUUAG
Messenger RNA from Coprinopsis cinerea okayama7#130, 1686 nucleotides. RefSeq names its product t-complex protein 1. The transcript has 7 exons. Gene Ontology annotation, cellular component: chaperonin-containing T-complex. The record is from RefSeq and is a predicted model, not a curated record. NCBI's taxonomy places the organism in Eukaryota, Fungi, Basidiomycota, Agaricomycetes, Agaricales, Psathyrellaceae. Gene Ontology annotation, biological process: protein folding. Gene Ontology annotation, molecular function: ATP binding; ATP-dependent protein folding chaperone; ATP hydrolysis activity. The coding region runs from base 1 to 1686 and encodes 561 amino acids.